AUGACCGACAAGCUCCCCCCCAACCUGCUCGCGCUCUUCGCGGCGCGACCACCUCUGCGAUUCAUCGAUCCGCCCGAUCAUGCGCCUCAGCAUCGCAGGACAGUACCCAUCACCGGUGUCGCACAGUUUCUCCCGGAGCUUCAGAAGUAUAAGGAGACCGAUGUUUACAACCCCACUGAGAGUUGGUUGCAGGCCCGCGAUCGCAAGAAGCGAGAGAAGAAGGAGAAACUGGAGACGCUCCUCAGAGAAGCGCCCGAUCAUCAUAAGCCAAAUGAAGACCCCAACGUUCGCGGCGAUGCCUUCAAGACUUUGAUGGUCGCGCGUCUCAGUUACGACGCUGAUGAGAGGGAUCUUGAGAAGGAAUUUGGUCGCUACGGUCCCAUCGAGCGUAUUCGUAUCGUUGUCGAUACUCACGCUCAUGAGAAGCCAAACAAGAAAAAGAAGCCCCAUCGCGGCUAUGCUUUCGUCGUAUUCGAACGAGAGAAAGAUAUGCGAGCGGCUUUAGAUGCCUGUGAUGGUAUGCGCAUCAAGGACCGACGUAUCAAGGUAGACGUCGAACGCGGCAGAACUGUCAAGGGCUGGAAACCUCGCCGACUUGGUGGUGGCCUCGGAGGCCGAGGCUAUACUCGGGCUAUGGCUGCUCGUCCCAUGGGUCCCGGUGGCUUUAGCGGCGGUGGCGGUUUCCGUGGUGGUUUCAAGGGUUUCGACGGAGGACGCGGCCGUGGAGGUUUUAGAGGAGGAUUCGGCGGCCGUGGAGGAGGAUUCCGAAGCGGCGACCGGGGAGGUGAUCGAGGCGGCUAUGGCGCCCCUAGUGAUGCCCCAUCUGGCCCUGGAUUCGACCGCAGAAACGGCGGCGGCAAUGGUGACCGGGACCGUGGCGACCGAAGGGGUGGUGACCGAGGCCCCGGUGGGUAUGAUUCUCGUAGCGGCGGUCGCUCAUUUGACGACAGACACGGCGGCGGCCAUCGUGACGGUGGCCGAUACGGCGGAGAACGCGAGAACCGACGCACCGGCAGCAACAUGGAACCCAUCGGAGGUCGACGAGAAGGUGGGUAUCGCGAACAACGGGACCGAGACUACGACAGACCCCGUGAUGACGAUGGUGGCCGAAAGCGUGGCUAUGACGGCGGCUAUGAGGAUCCUCGAAAGCUUCGUCGUUAUUAG
This is a messenger RNA of Fusarium musae, 1164 nucleotides long. RefSeq lists its product as uncharacterized. Lineage: Eukaryota; Fungi; Ascomycota; Sordariomycetes; Hypocreales; Nectriaceae. The record is from RefSeq and is a predicted model, not a curated record. Gene Ontology annotation, biological process: mRNA splicing, via spliceosome. Gene Ontology annotation, cellular component: precatalytic spliceosome; U2-type prespliceosome; U1 snRNP. Bases 1 to 1164 code for a protein of 387 amino acids. Gene Ontology annotation, molecular function: mRNA binding; U1 snRNA binding. The transcript is spliced from 4 exons.